GAUAUGAAUUCAGCCUGGCCUGGCCUUUGGCACAUGACUGUUUCACUCAUUUACAGGAGACUAAAGUCAACAAAAUGUUUCUACUUUGGAGAAACUUCUGUAGAACUCGAGCUGCGGCUGUGAAAAUCCCCUUAUCGUCGCGGCAGGCUUCGGCUCAGCGCAGCAGUCGAACCGGGGGCUGUUUGACGCAGAGCAGGAGAAGCUCCGGGAGCCGUUACAAUGUUCCACCGAGCGCCGAGUUUGUCGCUCGGGUCUCCGGGAUCCCCACCAUGGCCAAGCUGCCUUACCAGGAGACGGCCGACGGGCUGGACGCAGCGUUUGUUGGUGUUCCGAUUGAUACUGGGACUUCUAACCGGCCCGGAGCAAGGUUUGGUCCACGGCAGAUCAGAGUGGAAUCUGCUCUGCUCAGGGCUUACAACAGCGGCACCAGGGCGGCGCCUUACGAGUGCCUGAUGGUUGCCGACAUCGGGGACAUAAACGUUAACGUGUAUGAUUUGAAAGACACCUGCAAACGCAUCAGAGAGGCCUACAGAAAGAUCCUGUCCACGGGCUGCAUCCCUCUGACUAUGGGUGGCGAUCACACAAUCGCGUACCCAAUACUGCAAGCUGUUGCUGAGAAGUACGGCCCUGUGGGCUUGGUCCAUGUGGAUGCUCACGCUGACACCAGUGACGUGGUUCUUGGGGAGAAGAUCGGCCAUGGGACUCCGUUCAGACGCUGUGUGGAGGAGGGGCUCCUGGACUGUCAGAGGGUGGUUCAGAUUGGCCUGCGAGGGUCGGGUUACUCAGCCGACUCCUAUGAGUGGAGUCGGGCCCAGGGUUUCCGUGUGGUCCAGGUGGAAGAGUGCUGGUUCAAGUCUCUCACUCCUCUAAUGACCGAGGUCAGGGCCCAGAUGGGCAGGGGUCCAGUCUACCUCAGUUUUGACAUCGAUGCUCUAGAUCCAGGUUUUGCACCUGGAACAGGAACCCCAGAGAUUGCAGGACUCACUCCCAUACAGGGAGUUGAAAUUAUCCGAGGCUGUCGGGGGCUCAACCUUGUCGGAUGUGAUCUAGUGGAAGUUUCUCCUCCCUAUGACACUACAGGAAACACUGCCUUGACUGGGGCCAACCUGCUCUUUGAAAUGUUGUGUGUUCUGCCAAAAAUGAAAUACUGACCUGAAUGUAAUAGUUAAAGUGGCUCUUUUUUUUUUUUACAUGUAGAGAAAUAGACAAAUUGUGUUAAAGUAUUUGAGGCUGUGGUGAGAAUCCAUGUCAACCUAUGCAGUUUUAAGAUUUUAAUUAUGUUUUUCUGUUGCGCUUUUUUGGAAGAAGUCUGUCAUUCAUAAAUAAAUCAAGCUUUGAACUUUA
Cyprinodon tularosa is the source of this 1344-nucleotide messenger RNA. RefSeq names its product agmatine ureohydrolase (agmatinase) (gene agmat). The transcript is spliced from 7 exons. Gene Ontology annotation, molecular function: metal ion binding; agmatinase activity. The record is from RefSeq and is a predicted model, not a curated record. NCBI's taxonomy places the organism in Eukaryota, Metazoa, Chordata, Actinopteri, Cyprinodontiformes, Cyprinodontidae. Bases 75 to 1151 code for a protein of 358 amino acids.